Messenger RNA from Phodopus roborovskii (desert hamster), 3573 nucleotides. It is a transcript of the gene Tmem8b, whose product is annotated as transmembrane protein 8B. The transcript has 13 exons. The coding region runs from base 221 to 3055 and encodes 944 amino acids. Gene Ontology annotation, cellular component: plasma membrane. The record is from RefSeq and is a predicted model, not a curated record. NCBI's taxonomy places the organism in Eukaryota, Metazoa, Chordata, Mammalia, Rodentia, Cricetidae.
CGCCAGGCGAGCGUCACGCCGAGGACGCCGCGGGGCCUGCUUAUCGCCGGUUCCGCGCAGCCCGGAGUCGCCCAGGCCUGAACUCCUACCCAGGUCCCGGUCCCGACCCCGGGCCCGCGAGGACGCCGGAGGCCACCCCCCGGGGGUGGGGAGCGGAGCCGCGGGUCAGCUCUGCGAGCGUCCCGUGCUGGCCUGGCCGGCCCCGCCCCCGCCCCGGGCCAUGGCCCAGCCCUUGUCCCGGCCCCUUAUCCUAUCCCAAUCUCAGCCUUGGCCUCCGGCCACGCCCUCGCCCCGCUUCCCAAACCUGCCCCGGCCCAGGCCCACGUCCCAGCGAAUGCCCAGGUCCAGGUCUCCGCUCCAACCCCAGUCCCUGCCUCUGGCUUGGCCGCUGUCUGCGCCUCGGCCCGUGUUCCAGCCCUUGUCACAAUUCCCAGCCCAGCAUCUAACCCUGUCCCAUUCUCAGCGUUUGCUUAAGCCCCUCGCCCAGCACCAGCCCUUGCUCUCGCCCCCAUCACACCCACUCCUCCCAUCACAUCUUCUGCCCUUGUUUGAGCCCCAGUGCUCAGUCCAACGCAACCCAGUAUCUCAGCCUUUGCCCCCAUCUCUUUGUGUGCCCAAGUCUCUUCCACUGGCUCCCCGCCUCUCUCAUACUCUGCCCCUCUCCCAGCCUCGACUCAGGUCUGGGCUCCUCCAGCUGCCUUCAGCCCUAUUGCUGCUGUUGCUGUUUUCUGUCCUUGGUCCAGGGGCUGGAGGCCUUUUCCUGACCGAUUAUUCCACCUGCUCGCCCCGCAAGCUCAGCCCGUUUCGCUCCUUUGCCAGCACCGAGCUCUUCCACUUCCAUGUUCCUGAGGACACAUUCCUGGCUGUUUGGAACCUCAUCAUCUUCAAAGAGCAGGGAGGGACCUUUGGGGACCACUGCCCAGAUCAAAGUGUGACUGUGUAUUUCCGCUCCGGAGCGCCUCCUGUCAUCAAUCCCCUGCACACACACUUCCCAGCAGACACUGCUGUGCCUGGGGUUUUCUCACUCACCCUCAGCUGGACACUGCCCAACAGAACCUCGGGCAUCUUUAAUGUCAGCAGCCCCUUACCUGGGGACUGGUUCUUGGCUGCCCACCUUCCCCAAGCCCAUGGUCACAUCUCUGUCAAGGGUCUCCAGGAUGAGUGUCAGUACCUCCUUCAGCCGCAGCUGAUUGUCCGGCGUUUACUGGAUGUGGCUGUACUGGUUCCUGGCCGUCCCUCAGAGCAAACCCUCUCCCCCCACAAUCGUUCAGCCUUGUAUAAGGUCUUUGUGCCCAGCUUCACAUACAGGGUCUCUGCACAGCUGGUGUGUAUAGGGGGCCGAGGGGCAUCUGUCUGCCCCCUGACACUGCGCCUACGUCCCAAGGCCCCACCCCUACACAACUCAAGCUCUGUGGCCUGUGGAGGUGCCUCAGUAUGCCAGCUGGAGUUGGCCCUGCCCCCCUGGGGGCACUGGGUCUAUGUGCGUGUGGAGAUGCCAUCUCGUGGCCCUGGCAGGAUCAUCCGCUUCCAGCUGUGUGUUCGGUUACAAGAGUGUCCACAACCCAGCCUGUCCCGUGCCUUGGUCCCUGGGGCUGCCAUGAAUAUGCCCCAGUCACUGGGCAACCAGCCACUGCCCCCAGAGCCACCAUCCCUGGGGACUCCUAUAGAAGGGUCUGGAGCCAUAGUGCCACCGGAGCAUUGCUGGCCAGUGCGCCCAACUCUACGCAAUGAGCUGGAUACCUUCUCUGUUCACUUCUACAUCUUCUUUGGUCCCAGUGUGGCCCUUCCACCUGAGCGCCCAGCUGUGUUUGCCCUGAGGCUGUUGCCAGUGCUGGACAGUGGAGGUGUUCUUAGUCUGGAGCUCCAGCUCAAUGUGAGCUCUCUGCGUCAAGAAAAUGUGACAGUGUUUGGAUGCCUGACUCACGAGGUACCCUUGAGCCUGGGGGAUGCUGCAGUGACCUGUUCCAAAGAGUCCCUGGCAGGGUUCCUCUUCUCAGUCAGUGUGGCAUCCAGAGUGGCCAGGCUUCGCAUUCCAUUCCCACAGACAGGGACCUGGUUCUUGACACUCCGAUCUCUUUGCGGCGUGGGACCUCGGUUUGUGCGAUGCCGCAAUGUAACAGCUGAAGUGCGGCUGCGUACCUUCCUGUCCCCAUGCGUGGAUGACUGUGGGCCCUAUGGCCAGUGCAAGCUGCUGCGCACCCACAACUACCUGUACGCUGCCUGCGAGUGCAAGGCUGGGUGGCGGGGCUGGGGUUGCACAGACAGUGCCGAUGCACUCACCUAUGGAUUCCAGCUGCUGUCCACGCUCCUCCUCUGCCUGAGCAACCUCAUGUUUUUGCCACCUGUGGUCUUGGCCAUUCGGAGCCGAUAUGUGCUGGAAGCUGCUGUCUACACCUUCACCAUGUUCUUCUCCACGUUCUACCAUGCCUGUGACCAGCCAGGCAUUGUGGUUUUCUGCAUCAUGGACUACGACGUGCUUCAGUUCUGUGAUUUCCUGGGCUCCUUAAUGUCGGUUUGGGUCACCGUCAUUGCCAUGGCUCGUUUGCAGCCUGUGAUCAAGCAGUCCUGUCUCUGUAGGUGUUGUAUUUGCUGGGGGCUAUGCUGCUGUCCAUGGCUCUGCAGCUUGACCGGCAUGGACUCUGGAACCUGCUUGGACCAAGCCUCUUCGCCCUUGGGAUCUUGGCCACAGCCUGGACAGUUCGCAGCGUCCGGCGCCGGCACUGUUACCCACCAACAUGGCGCCGCUGGCUCUUCUACCUGUGCCCAGGCAGCCUUAUUGCAGGCAGUGCCGUCCUUCUGUAUGCUUUCGUGGAGACGCGGGACAACUACUUCUACAUUCAUAGCAUUUGGCAUAUGCUCAUUGCUGGCAGUGUGGGCUUCUUGCUGCCUCCUCGUGCCAAGACUGACCGCCGCGUCCCGUCUGGAGCUCGGGCCCGGGGCUGCGGUUACCAGCUGUGCAUCAAUGAACAGGAAGAGCUGGGCCUUGUGGGCCCAGGAGGGGCCACUGUCAGCAGCAUCUGCGCCAGCUGAGAGGAGCUUUGGGCCAGGCUCCUAGGGGUCAUGAACCCUGCGUAGGGUUCCUCCUGGGGCUGUGGAGCCCUUCUAGGAACAAGGGACAAGUUGUGUUUCUUAAAGACACAUAGUCUUUCUCAAGGAUGACUGUUUUCAGGGACCAGGAGGCCUUCUCAAGACAUGGAGAAUUUCCUGAGAGUCUAUAGUCCUCCUGUACUUAUGGAGUCCUUCUUAAGGAUGAGCUAUGCAGGACACAGAACCCCUCAGGACCAAGGAGUACCUAGGGGUGUGGAUCCCUUCCCAGGGAUAGGGAGCCCUCCUACGGACAAGAUACUUCCAAGGAGACAAAUUUUCAUCAGGAAUAAAUCAUCAGUACAGUGGGAAAAGGAGUCAUCUUGGAGAAACAAGUCACCAGAUUUUCCCAGAGGCUCAGCAACACUGGCCACAUCUGUGCUGUGCUGGGCAGGGGGUUGGGAGAGACAGCUGGGAUGGGCUAGGCAGCUGGGGUCCUGAUCUGAUAGAGGUGGCGUCUGGGUUGUCUCCAAUGAAGUAGGUACUAAA